CAAGCCGCCGUUGCUUCGCUCCCAGUCCGCUUGCGGCUCGUCGGUGCGAUGGUCUUCAGCUCGCUCCGGCAAAGUGUCGAGCUCAGUCCGACGAAGAGACAAGCAAGGGGCACAACAUCAACACCGAUACCGACAUCGACGCCAAUCCCGGCACCCGAAUUGAUUUGUUACCUCGACACGCCGACCAAGUCACAGGGUGGCGACGAUGCCGAGGCAGGACCAGUGCCGCGGCAACUUCAGGAGGAGGAAGAGGAGAAGGAACAAGAGCAGAAGCCGGAAAUUUAUGGCCAUCUAGUCAUGCUCGACGAGGAAGAGGAGUACAGAUAUCCGAUGACAAAGCUCAGGACGACAAUGGGAAGGUCCAAUGACAACGACGUGCGCUUCAUGAGCGCAGAGUGCUCUCGAAGACACUGCUGGAUCCAGUUUGAAGAGGAGCCAGAGCUUUCGAGGACGGCUCAUCUCCACAUCAAGAACGCAAAGGGAUUGAGGCUCAACGGCCAGCGCUUGUCAAGAUUAGGUACCGAUGACGCCUCACAAGGAGUCCAUCGUCUCGCAGAGGGCGAUGUGCUGCAAGUCUUUCACCAUUCGUUCCGCGUUCAAUUUUCAGUUGGGAAAAGGGAUCAAUACCAAGCGCGGUCAACGCUCCCAGACACACCGGUGGCUGAAAGUAUGCGAGAUCCAAGUCCUAGCCGCGUCAAGGGGGCAUCUCGCUCUAACGAUCAGAUGUCGCAGAGAGGGGCAGCGACAGGUGCCGACGGUGAGGUCGAAUGCAAUACGAUGAAAGACGGAGGAGCAGACUCGAGGGGCAAAGAGGACGGGGAGUCGUGUUCACCACAGAAGAGGGCGAAAGCAAGCAGCAGACCAAUCUUCCGCUUGCCUCCGCAGAACCCCUCAGCCAACCUCGCCUCUAGAGGUAGGCAAAGCAUUGCCGUUCUAUACACUCCGCCCACCGGAAAGCAAUCGACGAGCCGGGAGAAAGUCGCACCCCAAACAGAGCCCAGAAAGGCGAGGCCAGGCUUUGACCAGGCGCUACGCACCGGCCCAGUCUUGGGUACAUCCUCUUCGGCAAGGAGCGGCUUGACUCCGAUGAUGGAGGAAAUGGCCGGCGAGCAGAAAAGAGACGAAUCCGACUCUGACGAUGAGGAGGAGGCAAUCGAGAGGGACCUCUUUGCUCCGGGAAACGCAGCUGCCGUGCAGUCUGAAAAGAGACUAAGUCCUGUCAGUGUUGAGGCCGAUGAAAACUUCGACGCCGUCCAAGAGGACUCUCAGACGCAGGCAAGGAUGCCUCAGAAGGAAGAGGGGGAGGCGGAGGCGGACGAGGACGAGGAGGAACACCAGCAGCAACACCAGCAGCAGCAGCAGCGUCAACAGCAGAAUCGUCAGCAGCAUACGGCUAUGGAGCAAGGCGUAGUCUCAAAGGAAAGAAGAGAAGAAGAGGCGCAAACAAAGAGUACCAGGCGAAGAUCUAGUUUCAUCGGCCUGGCAGGGGCAGCGCUUGCCGGCCUCUUCACGAGUGAAGGCAGAGACGAGGCGCAAAGGACCAAGAAUGAGCAAGACGAUGAUGAUAUCGAUGGGUCUUUGGACGAGGAGGAAGUAUCCUCGAGGCCACCUAGGCCCGUGACGCCCCCACAGCACAUCGAAGAGCGAAUGUCUUCGCCACUUUCCCCUCCCUUGGCUCUGACGAUGGAGGUAACGCCGCCGCUCGACGACUGGGGCAUGCCUCGCCUUCCCCGGAGUGCAAGCUCGCCCGGUCGUCUUUCGCCGUCGAAGCGAAAGGUGAGCUUGCGUACCGCGACGCUGCUUCGCUCCAGCCAGCCUUACUACGAGCGCGAGAUUGCCAUGCUUCGUACGCCGCCGCCUUCUCCCCUUGCGAUCGCUGCCUCUGCCACGUCACCCUCGUUUGGCUCCGCAAUGGCUUCGUUGCAACGGCUCGUCGAGGUGGAGAGCCUGAAUAGCGACAACGACGGAACUCACAAAGAAAAGAAGCUCGCUGAUGCAGGGGAGAAAAGGCAGCAGGAAGAGAGACAGGUCAUCAUGGCACCUGUCGAGGAAGAAGAAGAUGAGGGAGAUGAGGACGAGGUGAAUAGGAGCCUGAGCCUGGUCGACGGCGACGGCGACGUAUGCAUGCAAGAAGUCGAGCUCCCUCGAGCCAGACUCAGUGCUUCCAUCUCGGACUCUGCCCUCUUUGGCCAAUUCUCGGCAUCUACAGCCUCAUCGACCUCGUUGGGACGAGUAAAACCUCGGAUGAGUACGCCGCAGCUGCACAUUUCCAAAGCGGGAGUCACCAAGGGGAUUAUGCUGGCUGCUUCCGAACCUGCCGCCGCCGCUGAAAGGACGGCAAAGGGCAGGAAAUCUUUGCCAGCGAAACUGCUCAGUAGUCAAAUGGCACAGGACAGAGGAGGUUCUCGACAGGAGAACCAAGCUGAGCAGCCUCUGGCGGUACGUGCUCAAGACCAAGUAUGUGCAGAAGAGCAAGCCGGGCAAGCAGGUUCCGACGGCGAUGCCAAUGAGGAAGCGGGAAUGCCAAGGUAUGGGCAAUUGCGUCAAAUGAUGGAAAAGGAUCCUGAGUUGGCCGCUUUGUUGAGCGGCAUUGGUUCCAGUCCCGAGAAAUCGUCCUCGUCACAGCAUUAUGACACAAAUCCAACGACUUCAGCUACCAUCGGCAUCCGAGUGAUGCAUGUGAGAGACGAGUCACUGGCUAGGGUCCUGGACGACGGACAGGCCAUCGACGAGAAUCGCGACAAAAAUAUUUCGCAAGAGCCUUGCUCUCCACGCUUCUGCGUUUCCGAACAAUUCGGCAAGCUCUCCAACCUUGACGUGCUUCAAGAGGACGAGAAAGAGAAAGAACCUGUAAUCACUUUGGUGGCAGCUCGACAGACGAACGAAGCGGGGGAAGACACGGCAAAGCUGUCUCUCUUUAUCGCAGAAGCACGAGAGGAGACAAAGCCGGAACUCUCAGUGCCGGGGACUGGGAAGGAAAUGAUUAACGAAGAUCAAGAGAGUCGCCUUGGCGAAGUCAAUGAGGCAGAUGGCCAAAUCGAAGCUUUCGUCACGACAAAGGCAGCUGGUGUUCACGACGAGAAGUCCAAGGGACAGGAUAAGGAGCAAGUUGCUGCAGAAAAUCUAGAAGAGGAAGGCGUCCGACAAAUCGAGGAGUCUGUGCACGACGAAAGCAAGCAGCUCGGCGAUCGGCGCAGUGGGUCAAUGAAUGUAGAGUGUCCCAUCAAGACGAUAGGCUCGCCAGGGUCAGAGACGACCCAAACAGGCGACAUCGACACCCCGCAAAGGCCUUCCCCUACGGCGGGACAUGUUACCCAGCUUGAGCCAGCAAAUUUGACCCAACCAGUUGCUGAGAAGGACGAGAACCCCAAGGUUGAUACCUCAGAGCAAACUAUGCAACGCCCAGAGGUGACAAAGAGUAUAGUGCGCGGAGCGCGUGCGGCAAAACUCGCUGCUCUGGCCGCAGUCAGCAGUCGUUCGGUUUUAGUUCCAGAGGUUGAGGCUGUCGCUCCGCGAAGCGAGGCUACAGCAGAUCGAGGGCAGAGCAUCGGAACAACGACCACACUUGAGCAAGGUCUAAUCAGCGGGAGCCGAGAAGAAGGGAAGGAAGCUCGAUUAUUGCCUUCGCUCUCGACUAAGCGGACUAAAGAGAUCAGAUCUGCAACGAUCAAGGCCACCAUAGCGUCGCAGAAAACUUUGAAAACGGCUGCAAGCAGACCCACAAGAGCAACGGCCAACCUGUCUGUAACGUCAGGCGACCACAGAAACGAAGAGAGCGACGGCCCAGCUUUAACGAGCAAUGUAGUCGCAUUGCGAAAGACGACUCGAGCGACAGCUGCAAAGGCAAAGGAGACCAUCAAAUCUGCAUCUUCUCCCAUCAAGGCAACAGAAUCUCAAACGAAGGGCACAAGAAUGAAAAAAGCGGUACUCAGUGAAGGAUCCAAUAAUCUACCUUCGAAUCAAGUCACCAACGCAAACGAAGGAUCAGAGACUGGGUUGCCGACGAACAAACCGAUUAAAGGCACCAGACUUCAGACAAAGUCUGGAGCAGCUUCUUCACGUGGUGGUGCGAGGAUGUUGGGAGUCUCUUCCUCCGCUGUCUCUACUGCCUCUCAAGACGAUGAUCGGCCUAUGCCAGCAAGUGACCCCGGGCCUACGACCUUCUCGAGCAGCACAAGGAGGACAACAAGAAGUCGUGCUGCUGCUGCCGCCGCUGCCGCCGCUGCCGCCACUGGCGCUGCGCGAAAGUGACCUCCUAUUCAUCCGGUUCCCCAAGCCAAUUCUCCUCUUUUCAACCUGCUGCUCUAUAACGUCGCAAUGACAGAUCAGCUCACGUCUCCUAUGACAAUGUUUGCUUCCAUUGAGGGAGCCUUAGAGAUUUUAGGCGACUGAAAUGGCUGAUUAUCCAACAAAGCAAUAAGUGGAGAAUAGGACUCGACACCACCCU
Acaromyces ingoldii is the source of this 4447-nucleotide messenger RNA. RefSeq lists its product as hypothetical. The record is from RefSeq and is a predicted model, not a curated record. The coding region runs from base 49 to 4251 and encodes 1400 amino acids. Lineage: Eukaryota; Fungi; Basidiomycota; Exobasidiomycetes; Exobasidiales; Cryptobasidiaceae. The transcript has 3 exons. Gene Ontology annotation, molecular function: protein binding.